This is a messenger RNA of Anthonomus grandis grandis, 1121 nucleotides long. It is a transcript of the gene Chmp1, whose product is annotated as charged multivesicular body protein 1b. The transcript has 5 exons. Gene Ontology annotation, biological process: protein transport; endosome transport via multivesicular body sorting pathway; late endosome to vacuole transport. Gene Ontology annotation, cellular component: multivesicular body; ESCRT III complex. Lineage: Eukaryota; Metazoa; Arthropoda; Insecta; Coleoptera; Curculionidae. Bases 120 to 740 code for a protein of 206 amino acids. The record is from RefSeq and is a predicted model, not a curated record.
UUAUGUUAUUAAUCAUAACUUUUUAUAGUUUUAUUGUUUUUAACGCAAAAAUUGUGAAAUCCGCCUUUAAAAGCAGAAUUAUUUAGUGAAGGAAUACCAGAGCUGCUUAAAUUCAGAAAAUGGGCAACGAAAUGUCACAAUCGGCUAUGGAAAAGCACCUAUUCAACCUAAAAUUUGCAGUGAAAGAGUUGGAAAGGAACUCAAAAAGAUGUGAAAAAGAAGAGAAACAAGAAAAAGCCAAGACAAAACAGGCCAUUCAGAAAGGUAACAUGGAAGUCGCUCGGAUCCAUGCAGAAAAUGCCAUAAGGCAAAAAAAUCAAUCUCUAAAUUAUUUAAGAAUGUCCGCUAGGGUUGACGCUGUGGCCAGUAAAGUGCAGAGUGCAGUCACUACAAGGAAAGUUACAAAUUCUAUGGCCGGUGUGGUGAAAGCGAUGGACGCCGCAAUGCAAAGCAUGAACUUAGAAAAAAUCUCCAACGUGAUGGACAAAUUCGAGCAACAAUUCGAAGAUCUCGGCGUCCAAACGGACGUUUUGGAAAACACCAUGGCCCAAACUACUACCACUUUAAUUCCCCAAAAUGAUGUUGAUUCUUUGAUGCAACAGGUAGCAGAUGAGGCAGGGUUGGAAUUGAACAUGGAAUUACCAGAAGGACCUCAGGGAAGUACCAUUGGAAGCUCAGUAGUUUCACAGGAGCAGGAUGAACUCACACAAAGGUUGGCUAAACUUAGGCAAACGGAAUAGUGGUGUUUUGUUGAGUCUGAAGGAGCAAGUGUGAGUCUUUUUAAUUAUUUUCUUAAGUUUCCAUGGGUAAGUGCUUGCAAUUAAGCAGAUCUUCCCCAAUAUUUUUCCAAAAGAAAGAGGACAUAAAUGUGAUAUAAUAGUGUAAAAAAAUGUUUCAAUUCCCAGACUAAAAUAGUUCUUAUGAUUGGCCCACAGAUAUUAAAAUCAGCGGUGCCGUUUCUUGAAAUGUAUGCUUUUAAUCCACUUUUGGAGAUCCUCCUUAUAUAUAUAAAUAUGUAUAAUAAGCUUAUUUUUAAUUUGAAAGUGUUGUUUCAUAAGAUUUGUUAAGUUUUUAUAGUGAGCACAGCUAAAAGUCAAUAAAAUAAUUUUAAAAAGUGAAAA